GUGAAGACGAAUAAGAAGAGAAUAAAAGAAAAAAAAAAUAUGACAUGAAUAAGAAGAAAAAAGAAAAAAGAGGAAGUGAGGAAGGAAAAAUAUUGGAAAAGCGUGCCUAUAAAAUAUAUGGUGCGACAAGAAAACGAGCAUUAAUUGUAGCGUAUCAUGAAAGUGUGAAUGUAGACGCGAACAUGGAUCGAUGUAUGCGGUAUAAAAUGAAUCUGUACGUUACAUAUGUAUGCAUCGAUACGCGCGCUAGAUCCAAACCGUGUUCAAGUAAAACGAACUUCUUUAAUGUACAAAAUAUGAUUGAAGUUUAUUUUUAAAUUGCGAUGAUCUAUUGUCGCAAGGCCGUCAUGUAAAAGUUGUUAAGGAAAUAUGUUACAUUAGUUUAAGAAUAGAUCUCUCUUCGACAAAAAAUAAAUUUGCGAAAAUGAUAAUUUUUGAUCGACGAGUUUGGUCGAUAUUAUAUUGAAUAACGAGAAUGAUGACGAAGACGAAAACGGCGAAAACGACAAGGAUAAAUGCAUAGCGUGUCGCAAUCAAACUGUUGCGGUUAUCCGAUUCUAUCCGUUCUAGUAUACUCAAACAUCGUUUGUUCCGCAAGUAGUGUAAUAGUAUUGCAAUUAAGCUCUUUCGCGUUCUCUCUUUUGCCUGCUAAUAAAAAUUAAAGAUGAAAAAUAGGCGGAGUUGAAAUAAUGCGUGCGAACCAAAAUUAUUCUAAUAACGAAAUGUACCUUUAUAGUUCCUAAUUAUCUCAAAGUUUACACUUACCGAAAAGGCAAGGGGGACAAAAGAAAUAACGAGUAUAUAUAUAUAUAUAUAUAUAUAUAUAUAUAUGAAUAUAUACAUAUAUAUGAAAAGCAUGAAUCGUUAUCAAGACGGAUAAAAUUAUAAAAGCAAUAAGUGUGCCUUGUUCGAAUGUUCUAAAUAUAUAUCGAUAAUGAGAUGUAACCAAAAAUAGUGUCGAAAUGUUCGCCGAAUUCGUCGAAUUUAUUUCUAAUGUAUUUACGAUUUUGAAAAACUUUAGAUAAGGUAAAUGAAAUAAAAACAUAGAGUUCGCGUUUUUUGUUUUGGUAAAUUCUUUUCUCUUACAAAUAAAUAAAUAAAUAAAAAAAAAAAAGGAAAAAAAAAAAGAAAAAAAAAGAAAAAAAAAAGAAAAAGUCGAGAAAAGGAGAAAGAAAAAGAAAUAAAAAAAAGACAAAAGUUAUCAAUUAUAUCAAUUAUAAUUAAAGAUUAGCAAUUUACAUAAAUAUCGAAGAAGAAAUUGUUAUAAGAGAAAUGAAAAAAGAAAAGAAAAUCAUUCGUUAAGUAUCUUGUGUUCCUACAAGCAAGCAUUGACAAAUUCUUUCAAAUUAGCAUUUUCUGUGAGCAAGAAAAAAAUGAGAAAUGAUGAUGAGUGAGCGAAGAAAGGGAGGAGAAUUGAAGAAAACGAGGAGAGGAAGGGAGAAUGUUUGUAAUUGUUUUAUCUAUAUACUUUAUGUUCUAUUGCAUAUACACAUACACAUACACGUACACACACACACACACACACACAGACACACACAACAUACACGCACACAUAUUGAAUUCCGAAUAAACAUUCGGUCGAAUGAAAUAUUUUGAUAUAUUCUUGUGUAUUAACCAACCAAGAUUAUUCUACGAAGAAGAAAAAAAAAAAAAAAAGAAUACAGAUGAUGCGUAUUUAACAUUUACAGGAUGUUAAAAAAAAGAAGAAAUAAAAAAAUUUAGAAAUAUUAUAUUAUCUAGAAUAUUGGUUACAUAAAAAAAUAUAUUUUUACUUAUAUAUAGAUUUUAAUUAUUUCAUAAUUUUUAACUUCUUAAAUACAUAUUUUUGACAUUCUGUAUAAAUAUGAUUACUUAUACCCGGAUAUUCACGUACAGUAAAUCUUUAUAUGGAACAAGAAAUUUUUUUUUUUAUUUUUGUAAUGUAUAAAAAUAUACAGGAAAAAAAUAUUUUAUCUUAGAAAGAAUAAUCAAUAUAAUAAAAAGUCUCGAAUUCUGAUAUUACGUAUGUUUCCUUGUACGUAAUUUAUUUCUUGGAAAAGAAAAAAAGAAACAUAAAUCUUUAUAAUUUUAUGAAAAAAAUUGUUUGUAAACCAAAACACUAAUUUACUUAAUUUUUUAAAAUUAUAACUUGGUUCGGUAUAACAUUCUAUUUUUCUUACCAGAUAGGCGAUACUUUCCUUGUCUCUCUUCCUAUUACUCCCUCGUUUUCAAAUAUAAGUUUAAAACGUUUAAUCGUAAAUUUUGUCAUAUUUUAAUAAGUUCUAUAAUCAUAAUUUCCUUAAAGAGAAAAAAAGAAAAAGAGAAAAUCUAAGUAUUCUUGACAACUUUGUGGGAAAAAUCUAUUAAUUGAUUGAAAAGAGAAAAAGGAGAUUCCCACGAUGUUAUCGAUUCUUUCGAAUUUUUUUUUUUUUCGGAUGCGUUACGCAGAAUAAUUGCAGAAAAAAACGAAAGCGUUUCAUUAAAUUCUUCUCCCGUUAUGACGACAUUCAUCUUUUAUGUGCAUAUGAAUAUAAUUUUUAUCGAUUUAAUCUUUCUUAUCAAUUAAUAACGAUUUUUUUUAUAGAUUCAAAAUAUUAAGCGACACAAUGCUGUAUCGAAAGUAAGUACUUUUAAGUUGAAUUGUAUACAACGUAUAUAUCGAGUGCCAUAAAAAGGCUUCUUUUACAAUGUCUUUUAGACACGAUUAGUAGAUAUUAAUUAUAAGGAAGCGUUUCUAUUCCAAAAUAAUAUUAUCGUUUUAGUACUAAAUCACAGCGACAGCGCGUACUGUUCCGUUUUUUUCUUUUUCUUGCUUUAUUAUUUUCUUUUCAUAUUAUUACGUAUAAACUGUAAUACGCAUUAUGCACGCGUAUCAAGGUAAACAAUUUUUUAAGAGUUUGAUCCUAUAAAAAAAAAAAAAUAAAUAAAUAAAAAAAAAUAAAAAAAAAAGAAAGAAAGAAAAAAGAAAAAUGUGGAAAAAUGUUGAUCACAUAAUAUCGUUUAAGUUAAAAUUCUUUCAAUUGUUGUAAUCUCAAUCGAAUACGUGUUGUGAAUGAAAAAUACAUAUAUACGUGCCUGCCCGUACGCUCACAUAGAUUAUAUUGUAUUGUUUGAUUCAAAAAUUUGUAAUAAAAUUGCUUAAAAUCGAUCAUGAUAAGAAAAGGAAGAAAAAAGAUAGGGAAAGAGAAAUUGAUAAGACAUCAAUAGUUAUUUGGAGAGAUAAAAAUAGUUGGAGAAAAUUCGAAAGGAUUCAAUUUCGAUACCGCAUAAUAAAGCGAUGGAAACGAAAGUCAAUGUCGAGUUUAAGCAAUGAAUGUACAUAUGUACGUACGUAAGUGGAAAGUAAGUAACGUAACGGAGGAUAAGACGGUUCGUAAAUGAGAGGCAUCGAGUGGAUUACCGGUCAGUUCGAAACCGAGGUUCAGGAAUAAUCGAUCGAUCAUUAAUUUAUCCGAGAAAACUUCUCCGUGUAUCAGGAGAAGAGGAAAAAAAGAUGGGACGAAAAAUAUUGGCACUGGUUGGAUUAAUAUUAUUUCUCAAGUGUACGGAUGGCGAAAACGGUGACAACAGGGAUAAUAACGAACAUUUGUUCUCUCAUCAUCGACAGAAAAGAUUGCUUUGGAUAACUAACGAUGGUCGAAUUGCUUUACCACCAGGCACGAUAAUGACGAUAACUCCAACAUUGGCAUUACCAUUUGUCAGAUAUCCUCCCUAUGGUUUUCUUAGCAACAUGACUAUCAGUCUUCCUUUUACUAUCGAUUUCGACAAACUUGGUUUAACCGACAAUGAAAAUCCUUAUGGCGUUUUACCAUCGGCGUUUGAUACUAGUGCGAGAGAGCAAGGAUCGAAUGCCGCGGAAUUUAUCGCGAUGUUCGUAAAACGUGGAAUCGGUAAAAGAGAGGCGAUUCGAGAUCUACCAGAAAAUAUACUUUAUGGAGGUGAAAGAGCUCUUUUGUAUGGUACCGCCGAGGAUAUGCUCGGAAAUUUUGGUUUAAAUGGAAAAGCUUGUUUAUUAAGGGCUAUAUGCGAAGUACAAGGACAUCCUUUGAAUAAUUUCGGUUUGAUCGGAGAAAUGCUCAAACUAUUUUUCACUGCUAGUAAAUCACCAUUUUCAAAUCUUUUGAAAGAAUAUGUUGAGGCUGAAAAUAGAGGCAAGUUUCAUGGAGAGUGUUGGCCUUAUUUUAAAGAUUGUCCAAAAUCAUUAUUUCGUUCGUCAGAGAAUAAAUAUAUAAAAGAUGCCUUUCACGAAGAUAUUGUAACUACCGAAACAGAUGAGAUAGAGCAAAAAAAUCGAUAUUUUCCUUCCACUUUGUCAAUGGACCGAAUACGGAAAGAAAAUCAAUUUUCUGAAAAUAUUAAACACACGAUACGAUUAAUGUAAAUAAAUCGUUUGAAGCCAGACAAUAUACCAUACUACUACUUACUAUGUGUAUAUAUAUCUUAGAAUGAAUACAAAUUAUCUUAAAAUGAUACAAACAAACAAAGGGCAAUUAAAAUCAUUAAGAAUCAUAAAAAAAUUAUAUAUAAAGAUAA
Molecule: messenger RNA, 4512 nt
Organism: Apis laboriosa (Himalayan honeybee)
Lineage: Eukaryota; Metazoa; Arthropoda; Insecta; Hymenoptera; Apidae
Exons: 6
Coding region: 3473-4360 (295 amino acids)
Source: RefSeq, a predicted model, not a curated record